Cryptotermes secundus is the source of this 1970-nucleotide messenger RNA. It is a transcript of the gene Gk1, whose product is annotated as glycerol kinase 3. NCBI's taxonomy places the organism in Eukaryota, Metazoa, Arthropoda, Insecta, Blattodea, Kalotermitidae. The record is from RefSeq and is a predicted model, not a curated record. The transcript has 11 exons. Gene Ontology annotation, biological process: glycerol metabolic process; triglyceride metabolic process; glycerol-3-phosphate biosynthetic process. Gene Ontology annotation, molecular function: glycerol kinase activity. Gene Ontology annotation, cellular component: mitochondrion. Bases 251 to 1819 code for a protein of 522 amino acids.
ACGAUGCCUGCCAAGAGCAGAAGACAUGAUUGGUCACAGCGAAAUAAGUUUCUUAUAUACGUUUUGCAAUUGGCUGUUCCUCCCAUCCGAAAAGUUUGUAAAUACAAAUGGCACGUGACAAGUAAAUUGUUGACGGAAAUAAAAAUAAGGACGAUAAGGACCAUAAGGACAGUGUGUUGUCUGUGUUGUAAAGAGAGGGAAGAGAGGAGUUAUUUGCGGAUUUCAGCGUAUUUUUGAUAAAACUGAAAGCAUGCCAGUUACAACUGGAAAAUAUGGUCCACUUGUUGGCGCAAUAGAUGAAGGAACAAGCAGCUCUAGAUUUUUGAUAUUUUCAGCACAUACAAGAGAAGUGGUAGGAUCUCACCAGAUUGAAAUAAAGAAUACAUAUCCGCAAGAGGGUUGGGUGGAGCAGGAUCCAAAGGAAGUUCUAACAGCUGUCAAAGAAUGUAUCAACAAAGCUGUGGAAAUGCUCAAAGCUGAUGAUGUGGACCCAUCAGAUAUAGUUGCUGUUGGAAUUACAAAUCAGAGAGAGACAACUGUUGUAUGGGAUGCAAUAACAGGAGAGCCAUUACAUAAUGCAAUUGUUUGGCUGGACAUGAGAACAGCAUCGACAGUGGAUGCAAUGUUGAAAAAUGUGCCUAACAAAAGUUUGAAUUAUUUGAAGCCUUUAUGUGGAUUGCCAAUCAGCCCAUACUUCAGUGCUCUGAAGUUGCGCUGGCUUAUAGACAAUGUUCCUGAAGUUCAACAGGCAAUAGAUGAGAAACAUUGCUGCAUUGGCACUGUAGACACAUGGCUUAUUUGGAAUUUAACAGGUGGAAAGGAUGGCGGUAUACUUAUCACAGAUGUAACAAAUGCCUCCAGAACAAUGCUGAUGAAUAUUGAAACUCUUCAGUGGGACCCAUUGCUAUGCAGAUUUUUCAAAAUUCCAAUGGAUUUACUCCCUGAAAUACGAAGUUCAUCAGAAGUCUAUGGCUCUAUUGCUCAUGGUGUUUUGAAAGGUGUUCCCAUCUCAGGGUGUCUAGGGGACCAACAGUCAGCACUUCUUGGACAGAUGUGCCUUAGACAAGGACAGGCUAAGUGCACUUACGGAACUGGUUGUUUUUUGCUCUAUAACACUGGAACAACUAAAGUUGAAUCAACUCACGGUUUGAUAACAACAGUAGCUUACCAGAUGGGCAAGAAAGCAGCUCCUGUAUAUGCUUUGGAGGGCUCAGUGGCUGUAGCUGGUGCAGCCCUCAGUUGGCUGAGAGACAAUAUCAACCUCUUGCAAAAUGUGUCAGAUGUUGAAUCUCUGUCUACUCAAGCUGGAAGUGCUGGAGAUGUGUAUUUUGUCCCAGCAUUCUCUGGUCUGUAUGCACCAUAUUGGCAGCAGGAUGCACGAGGUGUAAUCUGUGGUAUCACAGAUGAAACAACAAAAUGCCACAUUAUCCGGGCCGCUCUUGAAGCAGUGUGCUUUCAAAUACGUGAUGUUCUGGAGGCCAUGAGUAAGGAUUGUGGCUUACAGCUAACCAGACUGCAAGUGGAUGGUGGCAUGACAGCUAACAAUUUACUUAUGCAAACACAGGCUGACUUGGUUGGCAUUUCUGUCAUGAGACCACUGAUGGCAGAGACAACUGCUUUGGGAGCAGCUAUGGCAGCAGGUAGUGCUGAAGGGAUUGAAGUGUGGGAUCUGAACAAUAUACAACCUGUCCCAUGUGAUAUCUUCAAUCCACUUAUAACAGAAGACGAGAGAGAUGCUCGAUAUUCAAAAUGGAAAAUGGCUGUAGAAAGAAGUUUUGGAUGGGAAACGUCACAAGUCAAGUGUGAUGAUGAUAGGUAAAAGUUGUGAAGUUGUGAAAACAAGAAAAAUGCAUUUAUGAAUGGUUGUAUGGGGAUAUUUAUCAAUAACAUGCUUGUUAUGCUAGAAAACACAUUUAGUUGUAGACCUGGUUUGGAAUCAGAUCUUCAUUAACAUUAGGUCAGAUAGUGAA